Molecule: messenger RNA, 1646 nt
Organism: Pistacia vera
Lineage: Eukaryota; Viridiplantae; Streptophyta; Magnoliopsida; Sapindales; Anacardiaceae
Product: probable disease resistance protein At4g27220
Exons: 3
Coding region: 1-1602 (533 amino acids)
Molecular function (GO): protein binding
Source: RefSeq, a predicted model, not a curated record
AUGCGCCGGCCGAAAGAAAAUAGUCUCUGCAUCAACAGGGAUUGUGUGAAGAUGCAUGAUCUGGUGAGAGACAUGGCAGUGCACAUUACUAGUCAGAGUCCUCGAUAUCUGGUAAAAGCUGGGAUGCAAUUGAGAGAGCUACCAACUGAGCAUGAACGGACUGAAGGUCUUCAGAAGGUUUCUUUAAUGCGCAACUGCAUUUCAAAAUUUCACUUAGAUAUGACACUUCCUAAGUUUACAGCACUCUCGACCUUGCUUUUGCAACAUAAUGGAUGUUUAGAAGAGAUUGAUGACUGUGUCUUUACGCUCAUGACUGAGCUUAAGGUUCUUGAUCUUUCUUAUUGUUAUAAUAUCAGAAAUCUGCCCAAUUCUAUUUCUGGCUUGGUAAAACUCACUGCAUUGUUGCUUAAUCAUUGUGGUAAUCUAGCACAUGUGCCUUCUUUGGCAAAACUUGGGGCUCUGAAGAAGUUGGAUCUUGGUUAUACGGGUAUUACAGCCAUUCCUGAUGGACUAGAGAUGUUGGUACAUCUCAGAUAUCUUGAUCUUUAUGCAUACGGUAUAAGAGAGAUGCCUGGUGGAAUAUUACCAAAACUCUUCCGUCUUCAAUACUUGAGGUUAGAUAAUGCAGUUGCAGAAGCAGAAGAAGUUUCAAGAUUAAGCAAGUUGGAAUGCUUGGGUAUUCGUUUCAGAAAUCUGCAAGAAUACCACAUCUACUUUUCUCUAAAACAACAAAGAUGCCUCAAUUACUAUUCUUUUAAUUCUGUAGGAUUGGGAUAUUAUUUUCUAGAAAGAAGAAGGGGAAAAGCGGUAGGAAUUGGUGGAUUGACAAACUUUGGAGACUCCAUUAAGAUACUGACUGACAUUCGGAGGCUAGUCAUUGCAGGCUGUGAUGAUUUGGGAAGGGUAAGCGAUAUUUCUUCUUUAAAGGAUGCAACUGACCUGAGGACCUGCUGGAUUUAUUCGUGCAAACAGAUGGAGUGCUUCUAUUAUUUGUCCUCUUACACAACUGCACUUCAGACCCUUGAGUAUCUGUUUCUCGAGUAUUUGGAUAAUUUAAUUGCAAUACUAGGAGAAGAAAUAGACGGAGCUGAAUCCACAUUACCAACACCAAUAACACCUGGAAUCUUCUCUUGUCUUAAAACUGUUUUGAUAGAGAGUUGUCCAAAAUUGAAGAGACUGUUCCCGCAGAAGUUGCUGCGAAACCUACAAAACUUAGAAGAAAUUGAAGCUUGGAAUUGCUCAGGACUUGUGGAAAUAGUAGAAGCAUCAAGUGAUGAAGAAGAAGAAGAUAAGGAAGCAAGUAAGAAUUCUGUCAAACUCUCUCUUCCAAAUUUAAGAUCUAUCGCUUUGCAAUUUCUACCGGAAUUGAGGAGCUUAUGUAAGAGUUGUUACGCAAUCCAUUGUGAUUCCCUUAGAAGCAUCUGUAUAGAGGGAUGUCCAAAGCUGAAGACGAUCUCUCCCUUGUUUCCGCAACCUGACAAUGGGCAGCCAUUUCCUCCCGCCUCCCUUGAAAGUCUUGCAGUUUAUCCAAAAGAAUUCUGGAAUUCACUGGAAUGGGACCAUCCCAACACGAAGAAUGUCCUUGAACGCUUCCUUGAGUAGUCAAGUUAAAAUAAGUUGAUUACAAGCUAUUUGUAAUUCACAGA